AUGCCAAACCUUUCUGUGACAACGGGUAUGGAGUGUGCAGAGAAUUCUGCCAUAGCAUGGAGCGUGAGAUUCAUGAUGAUUGUGGUCACACCGCUUGCAAGUGUUGCACAACACGCUUAGCGAGUUGCACUACCCUUAAUAAUACUCGCGUAGUCUGCACUAACAACUGUACCUUCUAUCAGCGUUCUCUGGGCACCUGCACGGAAAACUGCACAACCUAUGAUGACAAUGUCGGUACCUGUGUGGACUACAGAAUGUGUACAAAUCCUUUGGAACAACAGUGUUGUGUAGAGCCUGGCUGUGUGUGUUGUGACAGGUGCAGUGCCCAGCCAUUUUGUGAUGAUGGUUAUGGAGUGUGCAGGGAAAGAUGUGGCAGAGAGGAGCGUCAUUUACACAGGGGCUGCAAGGAAAGUGGUUGCAAGUGUUGCACCUCACGUCUAGCAACAUGUAGAAACGUUGCAAGUUGUCCUGGGGAGUGCAGGGACCGUAGAUUAUGCUUCCAACCUAUAGCAAAUUACACAUGUGAUGGACCUGACUGUAUGUGUUGCGACACAUGUAGCGAGGAAAGUUCUGUGACAACGGCUAUGGAAGAUGCAGACUGUCUUGCCUUCCCUCGGAGCGUGUAGUGAGUGGCUGCGUGAACCACGGUUGUGUGUGUUGCACCUCAAGUCUGGUUACCUGCAACGUUUCUCUUGCGGAUCCUGCCAUUUGCAUUGACAGUCGACUGUGCAAUACCACUUACCAAACAAGCGACAACGCGAAUUGUCUUAGUAUCACAGGAUGCACGAGCUG
Molecule: messenger RNA, 792 nt
Organism: Cherax quadricarinatus
Lineage: Eukaryota; Metazoa; Arthropoda; Malacostraca; Decapoda; Parastacidae
Source: RefSeq, a predicted model, not a curated record